AUGUCUCCGUCGAGCCUGCCGUCGUCGCCGUCUUCUGCUCGUCGUCGUAGUCACACAGCCACGCCAUCAGCAGAACCCUCUGAGCAAUUCCAACGGCAGAUCCCCUACAAAUAUACCGUGGACAAGAAUGCCGUAGUUUACGGCCCUGGGAUGGUUGAAGUCAAGGACGGUGCCGGGGAAGAAUCACAGGCUACUGUCAUCGAGCACAAUGGCUCCCCGGUGGCAGGCGGUAGCUCGAUAUCCCUUGGGUCCCGAGGGACCCAAGCUACGGCAGCGGCCACACCACCAUCACCACCAUCACCAUCACCACAACCACCACUCUCCACGGCGGCAACAUCGUCCCGAAGAACACCCGAUAGCCCCACCAACUCCGGCCACUCGACCCUCCCUGGCGGCACCAUCCUUCACGGUGGCUACACCCUAUGGGUUCUUGGGAGCUGGGCGGCCGAACCACCCUCUCAGUGGGCACCAGGGGGUAAGGCGAGGCUCGCAAAUAGCGGCGGGUUCGGGCGUGCACCCGGGCCAGCCAGCCUUCGAUGGCGGCGGUGGGCUCGGGGUCGCGAGCCAGCCACUGGCCGGCCAGGAGGAGGAGGAGCGGCAACGACAGCAACAGCAGUAGCAGCAGCAGCAGCAGCUACAGCUACCGUAACCACCACCUACAAGUCUGUCGCCGUUCCCGUCUUCGCCCUCCUCUUCUUCCUCAUCUUCAAAAUCGUCCGCACUCCCACGUCUUUUGUGUCUGUCUUCGUCUUGUGUCUGUCGUUGUCUUGUGUGUCUCUCGACAUCUAG
Messenger RNA from Anthostomella pinea, 789 nucleotides. The record is from the annotation of a GenBank genome assembly. NCBI's taxonomy places the organism in Eukaryota, Fungi, Ascomycota, Sordariomycetes, Xylariales, Xylariaceae.